Molecule: messenger RNA, 546 nt
Organism: Yamadazyma jaroonii
Lineage: Eukaryota; Fungi; Ascomycota; Pichiomycetes; Serinales; Debaryomycetaceae
Source: the annotation of a GenBank genome assembly
AUGGCUUCAGGUGUGGAAAUCACCAAUAUCGAUGAAACGAUCGAUUUCAGGAAAAACGAACGAUUCCAUUUGUACCCAGAUGAAAGACUCAAGGUAAUAUCCAUACUAUCAGGAUCAGUGGGGGUAUUAUCAGGAUUUUAUGAAGGAAUUAAAAUUCAAUCUUUAAGAUACUUAACAGAAAAUAGUCACAGAUUACCACGUAAUGUAGGUGGUUGGUACUUUUAUCAUAAGAAGAAGAAUUAUGUCAUGAUAACUCAUGGUUUGAAGACAGGUUUCAGACAUGGGAUCAAAUAUAGUGGUUUAGUUACUGGGUUCUUUGGUUUAGAGUAUCUCGGUGAUUAUUUGAGAGGUAUCGAUUUCUUGAACACCACCAUAUCUUCAACUAUCUUUUUCACUGGGUAUGGUGUUUAUAAGAGAUUAAGUAGAGUCCAGGUCAUGAAUUUCGGUGGAAGAGGAUUGAUUUUUGGUACUUUAUUGGGCUUGGGUCAAGAUUUAAUGAGAUAUAAUAGAGGUGGUGAUGUUUGGUACUUGCAAAAACCUUUGUAA